Molecule: messenger RNA, 1338 nt
Organism: Astyanax mexicanus (Mexican tetra)
Lineage: Eukaryota; Metazoa; Chordata; Actinopteri; Characiformes; Acestrorhamphidae
Product: rho-related GTP-binding protein RhoG-like
Exons: 1
Coding region: 9-581 (190 amino acids)
Biological process (GO): regulation of actin cytoskeleton organization; cortical cytoskeleton organization; regulation of cell shape
Cellular component (GO): plasma membrane; cytoplasmic vesicle; cytoskeleton
Molecular function (GO): GTP binding; GTPase activity; protein kinase binding
Source: RefSeq, a predicted model, not a curated record
GCUCUGAAAUGAAGAGUGUGAAGUGUGUGGUGGUUGGCGAUGCUGUGGGAAAGACCUAUCUCCUUCUCACCUUCACCACCAAUACCUACCCUGAGGAUUUUAUCCCAACUGUCUUUGACAACUACAGUUCAGAGAUCACAGUGGAUUCCAAAUCCUUCACCCUUAACCUGUGGGACACUGCAGGUCGUGAGGACUAUGACCAAUUGCGUUCCUUAUCCUACCCCCAGACAGACGUCUUCAUCAUAUGUUUCUCCAUCGCUUCGCCAGCCUCUUAUGAGAAUGUCAAGUGUAAGUGGUAUCCUGAGGUAUGUCAUUACUGCCCCAACGCACCCCUCCUGCUGGUGGGCACACAAAUGGACAAACGAGAAGAUCCAAGCACUUUAAAAAAACUAAAGGAGCAGAACUUGACUCCUAUCACCAAACAACAGGGGGAGGCCCUUGCUCGAGAAAUCGGUGCUACCAAAUACCUUGAAUGCUCGGCUCUAAAGCAAGUUGGAGUGAGAGAAGUGUUCGUGGAGGCAGUCCGUGCCUUCCUAAAUACAAAGCCUGUGCCUCAUGAAAAAUCCUGUAUUUUGUUAUAAAGAAAUACGAUAAGAUGACCAAUCCGUGCUUUGUCCACAGAUUAAUUAUUUCGUAAAAGGGAAGACUAAAACUUUAUUUUUUAAAUCAGAAACCAUGUUGAGUGUUCUCAUUAACACUCAACAUGGUGUCUGUUUAUGCUCAUUCAACAGGUUGGAUACAAAUCCCCCACAAAUGUAGUGAUCUGCAGAGGUGAAGUAGCCAUAAAGAACCCUAAAAAAAAUCAUGUUUUUUGUGCAUUAUUGAGACAACUGCUAAAAAUGAUAAAAUGAUGAUUUGAUCUUCAGUUUUGGGUAUUUUGGUCUCUACCCAUUUCUAAAAAUCAGAUCCUGAUCUUUUGUGAAUGUAAAUAACUGGCAGGCUGCAUUGUGGAAAAGGCUGAUGAGUAAACAGACUUCCUUGUAAGGACUUAGGUUUAAAUUGUGGUUGUGGCUUGUGUUGUGAUGAAUCCCUUCCCAUGCAAUGCUGAUUGGCCACUGCUCAGUGAAACUUGCAUAAAAUUUGAAGAAAAAACAACAACAACAUUUUGCUGCCUAUUUCGCUUCAUUUUUGUUUAUCCCAGCUUCCACUGAGUGGAACUGUUGCCAGUGAAAACAGCAAGAGGAAAAGUGUUUCAGUGUAAAUGCCACACUUGAUCAUAUAGGGUGUCUUCAAAAAAAGUAAAACACCUGUAUACAAUCAAAAUCAUUAAGCAGAAGGAAUGUACGAUUUUUGUCCUAAGCUGUGGAUUCAGUUGAAUUGUACACUUUAAAAUUCUUU